AUGUCGGCCGCGUCCGCCGCUGCGCCAGACGCGCUUGUCUCGACCAGCGACCGCACGGCGAGCGGCUCCAAGUCCAAGACGAAGCGGAGAGACUCGCUCAGCAAGUCGGGAAAGAAGCGCGAACCCACUCGACAGGAAUCGCUCGGCGGCGCGGUGAUUCGAUCGCUCUUCGGCACGCUCGCCUUCCUGUUCAAGCGGCCCGUCCGUCUGUUCCGCCCCGUCAAGCUGUCGUCAUGGACGAUCCUCGAGGCCAUGGCGAAUCGCGAGGGCCGCAAACUCAGCCUCCGAUACCUGCGCACGCUGCUGCGCCGCGAGAACUCCAACUUUCUGCCACACCUUCUUCUGCCUCCGCUCCUCUUCAAUACCGCCAUCGGCUUCACCCUCUUCGAGGCAUACAGCAUCACCGAAAGCCGGCUUCUGGCGCGGUCGAAACGGCAAGCCAGCAGCUCUGGCACCGAUGCGGAAGAUGCAGAAGAUGAGCAAGAAGCGAGCGCUCCGACGCCCAAGUGGACGCCGCUCUGGAUCGUCACAGCUUCGGGCGCUGUAGCCGGCGCCGCACAGUGCUUCCUCUCGGCACCGCUGGACAAUGUGCGCUACAUCAUGCAGCGCAACGUCAGUGCGUCGGACUCGCGUGCACGCGGCGGCGCCAAAGCGGUGACCCUCAUAUCGUGGCGUGCUAUCCUGCGUGCGGCCAUCUUGCCGUUCGCGCCGGCGGUCGCACGCGACAAGCUCGUGCAGGACGUGCAGAAGGAGGCGAUCGAGCACUCGAAGCGCGCACCCAAGCCCACGCUGCGCGCGCGCAUCCUGGCGCUGCUCGAGCCAGCGACGGCGAGCCGAGAUGCGGCGGAAAGCGUGAGUCAGCGCUUCAGCAUGUCGCCCGAGAAGCGGCACGAGUGGGAGAAGCGCCUCAAGCGCUGGCGCGGCGGCGUGCACGGCUCGGGCCUUGCGCUCUCGCUCAUCCGAGACAGCGUGGGAUUCGGCAGCUUCUUCUUCAUCUUUGAGGUGUCGAGGCGGUGUGCCUUCUUCGCCUCUACCUCCGUCGACCGCAUGAGUGCGUGGUUCAAUGCGCGCGGACUCGGCGUUGUGAGACCAGGCGGAGAGACGACGCAGCAGGACAACUCCAACGUCGUCGGAAGACGCAAGAGCGAUGAUGGGAUGGGCCGGGGCGAUGUACACAUCGAAGACGCGGGUCGAGUGUCACACUGGAUCCGCGAGGGCCAGAGGAACGUCACGGAUGCCGACGUGAGCUACAACCAGUCGCGCACGGUGCAGGGCCGGGUGGUGGCGGUGAUCAUCCUGCUGGUUGGCGGUGCGGUGGGCGCGUUUUCGUACGAGCUUGUCGGACGGCCGUUUGAGCUGAUGCGCGUCGUCAUCUGGGAGGGACGCAAGCAGUGGGAGCAGGGCAAACGCGAGCCUGGCUUCCGAUCAUCAGCGAGACGCAGCGCAUCGACGGCUUCGGCGGCGCCAUCGAGAGCCGACGCGAUGGGCGUGACUACGCUGGGCAGGACAAGAGUGCGUGGUGCCAGGGCGGCGGCGCAAGCUCGGGCGGAGGCGUUCGAUGGACGGCUGUGCAAGCGGCGAGCCGACUUUGUGGUGCUGCGUGCGCAGAAUACGAUGGGCACCCAGGUCUCGCGCGUCUGGGAGCGCGCCAAGCUCACGCGCCCCCCACAUCCGCUCCGGCUAGGUGGGCGGACCGUGCUGCACCGACCGCAGGUGAACGGUACAGCAGGUCCGAGACUCACCAGUUCUCGCGCUUUGCAGCAUCGCAAGACGCUCAAAGCGUCGACUUCUACAUUGCCAUCGCACACGGUCGAGAGACAAAGGCGCAUGCAGCACCGACGAACUCGCCAAGCCUCACCGACGCUGGCGACACGACCUGGCUUUCUGACGCUGCUCAUCGAGCAUGCGCAGAGCACGGCGCAGCUGGACCGCAAGCACUCGGGCGUCGAUCCAUCCAAGACGUCCAUCCCGCUGCUGCUGCUGCACACGUACUUUAUCGCGCCCUUCCUGCCGGAGAUCCCCAAGCCCGUGCUGGACAACGAGCUGGUGCGUGCGGCUGCCGGUGUCGACAAACGCCUCCGCCCCUCGUCCGGCGCGCAAACGGGCAAGACGCAGACGGAUCUCAUGGAAAGGGUAAGCACAGUGGCGCAGCGCACGCUGCUCAUGUCGCUCGCAUCCAGGCGCAGGUCAGCCGAGUCGCCCGAGGCCAAGCUCAAGAAGAACUGGAUCAAGAACAAUCCCGUCAACGUCAGCUUCGCCAACGCAAAGGCAGGGGUGGCUGGUGGUGCCAAGAGAGCGGGUGGGUUUGGAGCGAGCGACAGAUCGACGCUCCAGAAGGGCACGAGGUAUUGGGCGAGCGGCAGAGUGGUCUGGUCGCUCAAGCGGCUCGCCACUCCGCCGAAAUCGGUCGGCGUCCGACUCCACACGCGAAGCCCUCUGGACUCGUCGAGCACAGAUCACCGUCCACUUCCUGAGCACCGCCGCUCUUGCCGACCCACCACCACCCGCUCCGCGCUCCAUCGAUUCACAGGCUUCCGACCGCCAACUUCUGCAGCGUUUGCAGACCCUUCAUCGCUCGCGUCGACCAUCAUGCCGGCUAAAGCCGGCGCGGCCACGCCCGACCCCGAGAUCGGCACAGCAGCGGGCGCCGCCGCGGCUGCAGCGGCCGGUCCAGCCUGGCGCCAGUUCUCGUUCUUCGAGUCGUCUCCAGUUCGCGACGCUGACGACUUUGCAAAGCCGCCAGCAGCCCUGCGCAGCGCCAACGAGGUCGCUGCCAUCUGCCAGUGCCAGGUUCGCCCCCCAACGUCGGCCCUCGCUUCCGACGCUGCCGCUGGCUCUGCAUCGCCAUCCGAGGCACCUGUCUCAGCGGCCGUCCGCUUCGACGAGCCAUCCGCCUCCUCGAGCAAGGCGGUCAAGGCGAACAAGGCAUCUCGCAAGCAGCCAUGCACGCUCGUCGGCACCAUACACGGCCGCAUCAAGGUGCUCGAUCCCGACACGCUCCAGGAGCUCGCGGCAUGGGACGCCUUCUCGUCCGGUGCCGUCGCUGGGCGGGUCACCCAUCUGUCCUCAGAUGCUCGUGGCAGAGUCAUCACGCUCGGAGAAGAAGACAGUUCCCGCUUCCCCAUCCUCAGGGUGUGGGACAUCCGUACAGGCCGCAACGCGUCCCGUCAAGCGGACAGUGCGACGGCAGACGGCGCCAAGGCCACCUGGAUGCCACGAUUACUCGCCGAAGGCAAGGUGCAGCAUGGCAGCCGCCCUCACCCGAUCGCAGCGGUCUCGCACACGCCUUCGCUCUCGUACCUCUCGGUCGCCCUGGCGGACGGCACGGUUCUGCUCAUCCGUGGGCUCGAAUCCGCCCUCAUGGCUGCAUCGGGCAACGCGGGCAUCGCAUCGGCGGGCUCAUCCGGCCGACCCACGCCAGCCGUCGCGCUGCCAAAGUUCAAAGUCGUCUUUCAACCCACCAGCUCGGACUCGGGCGCGCACGAACCCGUCACCGCGCUCGGCUUCUCGGAGGUCGCGGCGCCCGCUGCUGCCAACGCUUCGGCGCAGGUCAAGACGGCAUCCACUGCAACCCAGACACCAGCAUACGAGGCCAGAGUCUCGCACGGAUCGAAAGGUCGCAAGGCAGCCUUGGCUCGGCAGCGAGAUCCGAGGACAGGCUCGGCGAAUGCAGCUACUCAGGCCGAUGCAGCAACGUCAGCGUCCGCCGUGCACCUCUUCAUCGUGACGCUCUCGCGCGUCUUGCGCUACAUUGUCGCUGGCAAGGGCGCAGGCGGCAGUCCCGCCGUGCUCGACGAUGUCGGAGGCGCUCUCGGCUGCGCUGCCGUCAUUCCUCCGCGUGCGGCCAUGCCUGCUGCAAGCUCCGGGCCAGCCAACGCGCCGGGCCUGCCUCUGACAUCCGCACCGAGCAGUCCAGGCGCCGCGGGCAAGAUGGUCAUCGCGCGCGACGAGGCGAUCUACGUGAUCGGGCAAGAGGGCCGAGAAGCGUGCUUCGCCUACGAGGGCCCAAAAUCGUCGAUUCAUCUCUCGGCGUCGCAGGUGAUCAUCGUGUCGCCGCCGUUUGCGCCCGCGUCGAGCGCCGGUCCGGUGCGCAGCUUCGCCAACGCGCGCGAGUCGCCGCUGUCGACGCCUUCAUCCCGUAAAGGAUCCAUGCUGCCGGCCGAGGUGGCCAAGAUCACCAUCUUUGACCUGGACAACAAGCUGGUGGCGUUUAGCGGCACGUUCGACUCGGGCAUCCGCCAGGUGUGGGUGGGCACCGCGGGCGAGGUGCUGGUGCUGAGCGAUCUGGGCGAGCUGACGCGCCUGGACGAGAAGCCGCUGCGCGCCAAGCUCGACGUGCUGUACCGCAAGAGCUUAUUCCUGCUCGCCGUGAAUCUGGCGCGCUCGCACAUGCAGCGUGCGAGCAGUGCGGACGUGCUCGCGCGCACCGAGGCGCUGAUGGGCGACAUCUACCAGCGCUACGGCGACCAUCUGUACAACAAGGCCGACUACGACGGCGCCAUGGCGCAGUACGUCAAGACCAUCGGCCACACCCAGCCGUCGCUCGUCAUUCGCCGCUUCCUCGACGCGCAGCGCAUCAAGAACCUCACCACAUACUUGCAGGAGCUGCAUGCGCAGAAUCUGGCGAGCUCCGACCAUACCACGCUGCUGCUCAACUGCUACACCAAGCUCAAGGAUGUCGCCUCGCUCGAUCGCUUCAUCAAGCGGCCGCAUGCGCGCGCCUCGUCGCGCGCCGAUGCGGACGAUGCGCCCGACCCGCUGGGUGGCGAAGGCGAAGGCGCCGCCGAGGACCGCGACGAGCUUCCCUUCGAUCUCGAAACGGCCAUGCGCGUCUGCCGGCAGGCAGGCUACUUUGGCCAUGCCGCCUACCUGGCCAAGCGGUACGGCGAGCACCGCGAGUACCUGCGCAUCCAGAUCGAGGACGUCAAGGACUAUGGCGACGCGCUGCUGUACGUGCGCGGUCUGCAGGCCGACGACGCCAUCGAGAGCAUGGCGCAGUAUGCCAAGACGCUGCUCGGCGAGCUGCCGGACGAGACGACCGAGCUUCUGAUCGAGCUGUGUUCCGGUGCCUUUCGGCCCGAUCCGGAGGCUGCACACAAGGCAAUGCGCCUGCAGCAGCGCCAGGCCGAGCAAGACAAGACGAACCGCGGCACUGCACCUAAGAGCGCCGCCGCAGCGUACCUGAGCUACCUCCAGGUGGGCGGGUUUGGCAAGCAGGCGCACUCGACCGACGGCGGCUCGCGCACGGGCACGGGCACCCACACGCCCGCCCAGCGCAACUCGGCAGCGCUCGCAGCGCCGUACACGAUCGGCGACGGCUCGAGCGCGGCCACGAGGCCGUCGAGCACGGCAAGGCCCGCCGACGGCGAUGUGUCCCUGGACGACGCAGACGCGAGUCGCGCCGAGGCGGGAGCGGACGCUGCCGAGGGCGACGACAAGAUGCAGGCGUACGCGGUGCCGUCGCCACGCAUCUUCUUUGCGCACUUUAUCCAACAUCCGAGCCAGUUUGUGCGCUUCCUCGAGACGGUGGUGCUGGCGCGCUGGGGCCAGUAUGUCGACAUGGACGCCGCGGACCGUUCUCAAGGCGAGCCUCUCGACGACGAUGCGCCGGCGUACGAACUGCCUUCGAGCCCGGGCGGGGGGGAGGUGGACGAGGUGGAGCAGGCGUUGCGGGAGCUUGGCUUGGACGGCCGCGCCGACGACUACGAAGAUGCCGAGGUGGCCGACCAAAAGUCGAUCUGGAACACGCUGCUUGAGUUGUACCUUACUGCGGGCGAGGCGGGCGGUGGUGGGAGGGAGCGCGCGCUGCGGCUGCUGCAGCAGCACGCGAGGCUGCCGUACGACGUGUCGCACGCGCUCAUGCUGUGUGCGGUGGAGCAGUUCGAUGCGGGCCUCAUCCUGCUGUACGAGCGCAUGGGCAUGUACGAGGACAUUGUGCGGCUGCACAUGGCCUCGUCGAGCGCCACCAGCAGCGCACAGGUGGUGUCUGCACUCGCGCGGUACGGUGGAUCGCAACCGGAGCUGUACGGUCUGGUGUUGCGCUACCUCGUGUCGUCGCCGGAGCUGCUGGAGCGGCACACGCCGGAGCUGCUGGGCGUGCUGCGGGUGGUGCGCGAGCGCGCGCUCAUGUCGACGCUCGAGAUCGUCCAGCUUCUCUCGUCGAGCGCGCACACGCAGGUUGGCGUCGUACGCGCUUUCAUUGCCGAGUCGAUAUCGGCGACGAUUGCAGCGACCGAGGCCGACACUCGGGCGAUCGACGACUACAAGGCGAGCAUCGAGGAGACUCUGGCCGAGAUUGGCGAGUUGACCGACAGUGGCGGCGCGCGCGUGUUCCAGAUGACGCGCUGCACGGCGUGUGCGGGGCAGCUCGAUCUGCCGGCGGUGCACUUUAUGUGCAAGCACAGCUACCACCAGCGAUGUCUGGGCGAGGAGGAGGCCGAAUGCCCUACAUGUGCGUCGCACCAGACGCGCCUGCGAGACGCCCGUCGCCGCCAAGCCGAUGCUGCAGUCGAAGUGAUUGCUACCGCCAAUGCAGGCGACCAACAUGUACUGCACCGAGCAGCAGAUGUGCACGAGGGCGCGGGGUUCGACAAGUUGGCCGCGCUGUUUGCUCAGCCCAUCAUGGGCAAUGCGCUCGCGGCACAGCAGUUGUAA
Messenger RNA from Moesziomyces aphidis, 6654 nucleotides. NCBI's taxonomy places the organism in Eukaryota, Fungi, Basidiomycota, Ustilaginomycetes, Ustilaginales, Ustilaginaceae. The record is from the annotation of a GenBank genome assembly.